GCCCGCCGCCCGCUCCGCGCCCGCCCGGUGCUCGGCGCUGCCGGCGGGAUGUACGCCGGGAGGAAGAGGAAGAAGCCGGUGCCGAAGAGCCCCAAACCGCCACCCCCUGAGGGUGUGAAGUCCAACCCCUCCAAGCGGCAUAGAGACAGACUCAACCAGGAGCUGAACAAGCUGACUGGCUUGCUACCUUUCCCUGAAGAUGUACGCAUCAGGCUUGAUAAACUCUCUGUUCUCCGACUGGCUGUUGGAUACAUGAAGCUGAAGAGCUACUUGGCGGUCACAGCUGCAGCUACAGAUGUUGGCGACUGCAUGCUGGAUCAGCCCAGAGCGCUGUGUGGGAGUGGACAGACGGACCUGCAGGUUGACAAGCUGUUUCCCGAGGGGGAAUUGCUGCUCCAGGCACUCAACGGAUUUAUCAUCACCGUGACUGGAGAUGGCUACAUCUUCUACAUCUCCCCUACUGUGCAGGACUACCUGGGCUUUCAUCAGUCGGAUCUCAUCUACCAGAGCGUGUACGAGCUGAUCCACAUGGAUGACAGAGACGCCUUCCGCCGCCAGCUGCAUGGAGCAGCUGCCAGCACCCAGCAUGCUGCCCAUGCCCUUCCUGCUGGCCAGCCACAGCUGGCUGGAUGCAGCAUCACAUCCAGCCCCCAGCACCUCUGCCCCAAGAAACCCUCCUGCAUGGAGAGGAGCUUCACCUGCCGCUUCCGCUGCUUGCUGGAUAACUCCUCAGGAUUUCUGGCCUUGAAUUUCCGCGGGCGCUUGAAAUUCCUUUAUGGGCAGCAGAAGAAGGCAUCAGACAGGUCCCUGCUGGCUCUCUUUGCCAUCGCAACUCCCCUCCAGCCGCUCUCCAUCCUGGAGCUUCGGACCAAGACGCUGAUCUUCCAGACAAAGCACAAGCUAGAUUUCACUCCCAUGGCCUGUGAUUCGCGGGGGAAGGUUGUCUUGGGGUACACAGAAACAGAGCUGUGCCGGAGGGGGUCCGGGUACCAGUUUGUGCACGCGGCUGACAUGAUGUACUGUGCGGAGAACCAUGUGAAAAUGAUGAAGACGGGGGAGAGCGGGCUAACGGUUUUCCGGCUGCUGACCAAGAAGGGCGGCUGGGUGUGGGUGCAGGCCAACGCGCGGCUGGUGUACAAAGGGGGCAAGCCCGACUGCAUCAUUGCCCAGCAGCGAGCCCUGUCGAAUGAAGAAGGGGAGGAACAUCUGCGGAAGAGAAACCUGCAGCUGCCUUUUAGCUUUGCCACAGGGGAAGCAGUCUUAUACGGGAAUGACCUUCCUGAGUUCCUGGAUUCCUUCCAGGCUAAGGAGGAGUUGCAGACACAAGCAAACUCCCACUCCAACCAGUGCUCAGUAGACCCCAACUCUCUUCUUGGGGCCAUGAUGAAGCAGGAUGCAUCCAUAUACAUCUCCCACGCUGAUAACACGCCUCAGUUCUCCUUGCCAGAUCUCAUCACUGAGCCUGAUGGACUGAGCCAUCGUGAGGAAGUUGGUGAUGCCAAGGAGGACAGCAACUCCCUUCUGGUUGUUAUCAAAACCCUCUUUGAGAAGAGUGAGGUGGAUGGAAACAUCUGCCAGAACCUCCAGAGCCUCAACAUGGACAAUGCAGAGCUGCAGCAGUGGGAGGAGGCUCUGCUCAGCCUGGGUGCAGAGCAAGAGCCAUCAGCUCAGGAGGUUGGUGAGAGGCCAGGCACUGAGAUGACCUCCUAUGCGGAGCAGAUGCUCCUCAGGGAGGAUGCUGGGAAGAGCAUGGACUUCCCACGCUGCAGUGCAUCACCCCGUAAUGAGGAAAACAGUGCUGUGGCUCACUUCCAACACUGCUGGGCAACUAAUUCGGUGUUUCAAGCCCCUCCACAGCCCCAGGCACCUGGUGCACAAGGCCAAGAUGCUGCGGUCUCUCGAGUCUCUGUUACAUCUGAGGUCAACUCUGCUCCACCAAAACAGCAGGUCCCGGCUAACUCAGCUGGGCUGGUCGGGGGAACUGUUCUGGAUUUCCCAGGCUUGAGCAGCAAGCACUCUGCAGCACUUCAGCUGUCAAACCUGGGACAAGUGCUUCAAACAGAAGUUACCACCUCUGCUCCUGUAGAUAACACUAUUCUGGAUGAUCAGAGCCAGCCCGAGUGUGAGCUGGUGAACUCAAGCUGCCCACCUCCAUUGCACUCCAACGCGCUAGUGACUCGGUGGCACAAUGUCCCAGUCCAGGCAAACCCAGCCAAUGCUUUGGGUCACAGUGCUUCUCCUGGAUGUUGCCUGUCAGAGACUUGGAUGGCCACAGCUCCAAAACAGCUGGAAGCAACAGGAACGCACCUGGAGUCACAAACUCUGCUGAGUGGCAGCCCUGAGUGUCCCCUGGGGCCUGGGCUAUGGCUGCUGCCAUCCCAACCUGCCCCUUGUCCUGCACAGAGCUUCCAUGAGUCCUUGUUCUCUGGGGCUGGGGACUUCCACGGUGAGGAGGUUGCUCUCCCUGCGCGAGCCUCAGCACCUUUAGGAGUCAGCCAGCUGCCAGGGGAUGGUGGCUGCCCCAAACAGUCCCCAAUACUCCCCCCAGAGCCCAGCUUUUCUUGGGAAGGGGAGCAGGACAAGUGGUUCAUGCAGCACCAGCCAUGGCUCCUGCGAUCUGGGGCAGCUCCUCUGAGAUUCGGUGGGGCAGGUCUGGCACAACACAGCGGGCUCUUGUUGGGGUCCGGCACAAGUCCCAGCGCCCACCAGAUGGACCAUGUGUUGCUGCCUGAGUCCCAGCACAGAAAUAACCUCUUUGGACAUGAGAGUGCCUUUCUGAGGGAUGCCUCUAAAACAUCCCUUCCCCAGCAGCUGGGUGCUUCACCUUGCCCUGAUGAGAGUCACCCUGGAGCUUCAUGUUCCUCACAGGGCUCGGGUUCAAGAUGCUCAUCAGCUCUCCCUGCGAAGGUGGCUGCAGGAGUGCCCCCCUCCUCUGAGCAGGGCCCUGGCUUCCCAUCGGCAUCCUUUGUAGGCAGACAGCCGCACUGUGCCUGUGAGGUCCAGCUCAAGGUGAGGUGCGAGGGCUGCAGGACCUGAGGGCUAUACCGGCUGCCACAGAUGGAGCAAGGGAGGAUGCUGAGAAGGUGCCAGCACAGCAUCGGUUGGGGGCAGCCUGUUUUGAAGCCUCACUGUGAACUAGGAGCCACACCUUGAAAAGCCACCAGCAAUUACAAGCUCUGCUGGCUGUGCACACCUGUGAGUGGUGCCCCAUGCUUCCUGCUCACUCAGGAUUUUGUCUUCCAGUGCCUGAGAUGAGGUGCCCUAGCAGAGCUUCAGGCGGCCUAGGAUGAAGUGUUUUUUGUUUUCCCAUGAGAAGUCUGACAAACCUCCCUGCUGGCAGGGCUGCAUCUCCCUGAAAGACCCCCUGCUCACCAGUCCAUGCGUUCCUGGCACCCUCUUGCAGACACACCUGCUGGGCUUACAGGCACCACAGCACUGAAUUGCAGUUUCUUGAUGCUGCAUGGUCUCCUCAUCACCUGUGUGUGGACCACCCUUGUCAUGUUGCUGUUUGGUCCCCUGUAUCAUCUUAGCCUGCCUGAGCCCCUUUGCUCUGCUCCUUGCUCCCUCUCUCCUGUGCUCUCCAUCUCCUUUCCUCCUCCCAAGCCCCAGUUCCUUUGAAAAAGGUGGUGUUACCAAGCACUUUGAGAAGCUCAGCAGCAUUUGAAGGGUCUCCAUGGGAGGUGGAGUUGGUGAGAGCAGAGGCAGCUUGGGAUUUUGGGCUCCUCAGCAGCUUUUCCAGGGAGUUUGGGAGAGGCGGGUACCAGGCUGUAACCUUCCCUUACAGCAGUGUGGGGAAGGUCCAGCCAAGCUCCCCUUGGCUUUGUCAUGGGCUUGUCCUUGCCUUGCUGUCCUGUGCUCGGCAGUGCCAUCGGAUGGAGGAACAAUGGGGUUUACUCCUGCAGUUGCUCAGUACAGCGUGGUUUUGCCCAAGCAGUGAGAAAUAAAGGGAAGCGAUGCAGGGACUGCUGUCUGCCUUCAGAUCAACUUUGUGCUCUUUAAACUCCUGGAGACCAGCAAAACCACUUUGAAUUCACUUUCUUUUGUAUUUCUUAUCCUACGGUGUGAAUUUUUUUUUUCCCCGCUACGGUGCAAAUUCUCCCAGAUCCAUCAGGGAAAACUGAUAGAAAAAGCAAUGUGGGGGGAGAAAGGGUUUGAUUCAAGACCAGAUGUGGCAAGCCAGCUUGGUCAGAGUGGUUGGGGACCUCCACAUCAUCCCCCCCUUGCACCUGUCUCCCUGAGCAUCACAUCUGCCUCUCACACCAGUGUUAAGCCAAGUAAGUAAAAUUGGGUAAUUAGUGCAGGGCUAGCGCAGCAGCAAGCCUGCAAUGUGUCCUGGUGUGGAGUGGCCUCAUCUCCUUGGGUCUCUUUGUGUCCUGCUUUGCCUUGCUGUACCCGGGCUCCUGGGGCUGCUGACAGGGCAGGAUGGGGCUCAGGAAGGCUUGAGCUCCUGGCUGCAGUCUGGGAGCAGAGCGAUGCUGGAAACAGGCUGGACCCCUCUGAAGUGGCCUGGAGGAGCAUCUAGGAUGGGGCGAAGAGCUCACUGGCUGUGAUGGGGAGCCUUACAAAUCAGCGGACCCAAAAAAGCAGCAGGAUGGAUUCUGCUCACCAGCCUUUGCUGUCCUGGCACCUGUAAGAUGAUGUAAAGCAGUGCAUGGCCCGAGCCAGGGGGUCCUGAGGGCUCGCAGCUCUACCUUGGGGAGGGGGUACCCCACCAGGCUCUGCUGGUUGGGGCCGAGACAGACCCCUGGUGCUGUGUUACUUGUGUCUUUUCUCUUUAUACCUUGUGUAUGUGCAUGUAGCGUCUAUUUUCCUGGUAGUGUCUCAUUUUACGCUUUGUGAUUUCUUUGUAUUGCUGUUGGCAGAUGGAUGAUG
Messenger RNA from Chroicocephalus ridibundus (black-headed gull), 4872 nucleotides. Its product is annotated as aryl hydrocarbon receptor-like. Gene Ontology annotation, cellular component: nucleus; aryl hydrocarbon receptor complex. The transcript is spliced from 10 exons. Lineage: Eukaryota; Metazoa; Chordata; Aves; Charadriiformes; Laridae. The coding region runs from base 49 to 3036 and encodes 995 amino acids. Gene Ontology annotation, molecular function: transcription cis-regulatory region binding; protein dimerization activity; nuclear receptor activity. Gene Ontology annotation, biological process: regulation of transcription by RNA polymerase II; xenobiotic metabolic process; response to xenobiotic stimulus. The record is from RefSeq and is a predicted model, not a curated record.